GUGCCCACCAGUGCCACCUGUGCUGAGCAGUGCCUAGUAUGCCACCUGUCAGUGUCCAUCAGUGCCAGCUGUCAGUGUUCAUCAAUGCCACCUGCCAGUGCUCAUCAGUGCCACAUCAAUGCCACAUUUCAGUGCCUACCAGUGCACAUCAAUGCCACAUAUCAGUGCCCAUCUGAGCUGCCUUUCAGUGUCACCCAUCAGUGCCAGUCAGUGCCACCUAUCAAUGCCAGUCACUGCCACCUAUCAGUGCUGCCAAUCAGUGCCACCUAUCAGUGCCAGUCAGUGCCACCUAUCAGUGUGCAUCAGUGCCACCUAUCAGUGCCCAUCAGUGCUGCCUAUCAGUGCCGCCUAUUAGUGCCAGUCAGUGCUGCCUAUCAGUGCCACCUAUCAGUGCUGCCUAUCAGUGCCAUAUAUGAGUGCUGCCUUUCAGUGCCCAUCAGUGAUGCCUGUUAAUGCCCAUCAGUGCCACCAACCAGUGCCCCCUCAUCAGUGCCCAUCAGUGCCACCUAUCAGUGUCCAUCAGUGCAGCCUAUCAGUGCCCAUCACUGCAGCAUCAUUUGCGCUCAUCAGUGAAGUAGAAAAAAUCACUUAUUUACAAAAUUUUAUAACAAAAACUAAGAAAAAAAUUGUUUUUUUUUUUUUCAAAAGUUUCAGUGGUGUUUGGUUUGUUUAAGAAAAA
Messenger RNA from Staurois parvus, 679 nucleotides. Lineage: Eukaryota; Metazoa; Chordata; Amphibia; Anura; Ranidae. The record is from the annotation of a GenBank genome assembly.